Myripristis murdjan (pinecone soldierfish) is the source of this 945-nucleotide messenger RNA. It is a transcript of the gene tmem50a, whose product is annotated as transmembrane protein 50A. Bases 127 to 609 code for a protein of 160 amino acids. The record is from RefSeq and is a predicted model, not a curated record. The transcript has 7 exons. Lineage: Eukaryota; Metazoa; Chordata; Actinopteri; Holocentriformes; Holocentridae.
CACCCCCUCCGCCUUUCCACAUCAAACGGGUGUGGACGGACUGCGCAUGUUCAAGACUGCUCUCUCUCGGAAGCAAAGUAAGGAAUAUCCAGGGGGUCCACAUCAAAAACAGGAAAGAAAAGAGUCAUGUCAGGAUUUCUGGACGGAAUCCGGUGUGGAGACUGUGAGUGCAAUGUGGACUGGGGCGAGAGGAGAAACACCAUCGCUUCCAUAGCUGCAGGGGUGCUGUUCUUCACUGGCUGGUGGAUCAUCAUUGAUGCAGCAGUGAAAUAUCCCAAGGAGACCGAGUUUCAUCAUGCCUAUCACACCUGUGGAGUCAUUGCCACGCUGGCCUUUCUCAUGAUAAACGCUGUAUCAAAUGGCCAGGUGAGAGGAGACAGCUACAGUGAAGGCUGCAUGGGGCAGACAGGAGCUCGUGUGUGGCUCUUCAUUGGCUUCAUGCUGGCUUUUGGCUCCCUCAUCGCCUCCAUGUGGAUCCUGUUUGGUGGCUUCGUUGUGCCUCAGAAGCCUAUUGUGUACCCUGGUAUUGCCAUUUUCUUCCAAAAUGCCUUCAUUUUCUUUGGGGGUUUGGUCUUCAAGUUUGGACGUACUGAGGAUCUGUGGCAGUAAUGGACUUGGUGUCUUUUUUUUUUUUGUCCACUGUUAUACUCUCUGCUUUCUAUAUUGUAUGAGACAAUAUGCUUUAGCAGUCAUUCACUUUAUAUAUUGACUUUUUUUAGCUUUCAAAUUAACAUGUUUAAUUUAUAACUUUUGCUGUAAAAAGGCUAAAUCAUAACUUUCUAAGCACAAAUUGUCAUUGAUUCCUUUAAAGUUUGGGUUUUUCCAAAUAAGGCACAUCUUUACAUGUGUCUCUUUGCACUCCAGAAUGGUGGAGCCAUGUUGUUACAGUGGUUUACAACUUUGAAUUGUGUCUUGGAAGUUAAACUAUCCUGAAUGGUCUACAUA